AUGGGUUAUUGCUCUGCUGAUGUCUGUCUUAGUACAGGUGAAGGCCUGGCACAGGUUUAUCGGAAAGCUGAGGACUUUUUCGCGCAAUCUAACAAACUUCAAUCCACAUCAAUCCUUCUUCGGUUUCUG
Protopolystoma xenopodis is the source of this 129-nucleotide messenger RNA. Lineage: Eukaryota; Metazoa; Platyhelminthes; Monogenea; Polystomatidea; Polystomatidae. The record is from the annotation of a GenBank genome assembly.